Molecule: messenger RNA, 1823 nt
Organism: Myzus persicae (green peach aphid)
Lineage: Eukaryota; Metazoa; Arthropoda; Insecta; Hemiptera; Aphididae
Product: mitochondrial ribosome-associated GTPase 2
Exons: 2
Coding region: 403-1644 (413 amino acids)
Cellular component (GO): mitochondrion
Molecular function (GO): magnesium ion binding; GTP binding; GTPase activity
Source: RefSeq, a predicted model, not a curated record
AUGGUUCCCCCAGACUGGUGCCGGACCGGGUUAAUAUCACCGCAGUAGCUCUUGUCGUCCGAUUGCGGCGAUAUCGUUGUUUUUAAUCGCGUUUGGUGUGUGUUCCAUAGACCAUAGUGUGUUAUCGUGCGACAAUAAUUGAUAUUAUAUAUUUUCGUUCUUUCGUUUUUCCGUUGGUUCGCGUCUGAUCAAAAAUCGCCGUCAAUCGAGCGAACGAGUUCGCUUCGAGUUGCGUCCACAGACGAGCUGCGUCUUAUCUGACGGCCAGUGUCUGCUACAAGUUAAGAGACUCCCGCGACGACCGGAUACCCACCAACGCCGCCAAACUGAACACGCGUGUCUGAUCGCCAUAUUGGUGUUCGUGUGAUUUCAGAAGAAACCGGUCGUCGUCGUCAGCGGUUUAUGAUCGUGAUGUGGACGUCGUCCCGGAUCGGUCGCCAAGUGGCCUCUGCGUUCGUAUGCAGCCGUCACCCGCAGCUGCUUCACCGGCAGCACCAGUACCAGCACCAACUCCAACACCAACAGCAUCACCAACAGCAUCACCAACGGUAUUUCUCGACGGCAAACGAAGCGGUGGCCACACCGUUGCGUUGCACCAAGAAAAAAUCUGACCGGGCGCCGCCCAAGCACCUGGUGGACGUGAAGGCGGUUCGUGCGGCCGGUGGUCGUGGCGGUGACGGGCGCGUGUCGUUCAUGAAGCUUUUUGGCAACGAGAACGCAGGCCCGGACGGCGGCGACGGAGGUAACGGUGGUCAUGUGGUGUUCCGCGCCGCCGAGAACGUGACCGGGCUAGGGCACGUAGCCGUUGAGCUUAGGGCGCCUGCCGGCGAGCGGGGCUACAACAAGGACUGCCAUGGCAAGUGCGCUAGUCACGAGUACGUGGACGUACCGGUAGGCACUGUGAUCAAGGAUGGCGACGGCCGCGUGGUUGGCGACUUGAGCCGGCCGGGCGUCAUGUUCGUGGCAGCCAGGGGCGGGGCGGGUGGCCACGGGAACCGUUAUUUCGCCACGGACACAGAGCAAGCCCCCGAGGUGGCAGAAUUGGGUGGCGCGGGGGAGGUACUCCAGUACACGUUGGAACUAAGCAGCAUCGCCGACUUCGGGUUGUUAGGCUUCCCUAACGCCGGCAAGAGCACGCUGCUCCGAGCUAUCACCCGGGCCCGACCCAAGGUCGCACCGUACCCGUUUACCACCCUCCAGCCGCACUUGGGCGUGGUCCGGUACGACGACCAGGAGUCUGUGGCCGUGGCCGACCUGCCGGGGCUCAUCGAGGACUCGCAUCGGGACCGCGGCCUGGGCGUGUCCUUCCUGCGGCACGUGCAGCGGUGCACCGCUCUGUUACUAGUCGUGGACCUGUCCGCGCCCGAACCAUGGACGUACGUGGACGUGCUCAGGCACGAGGUCCGGUGUUUCUCUGCCACGGUGCUCGACCGGCCGCAGCUGAUCGUCGCCAACAAGGUGGACGUGGACGGUGCUCGAGACAACCUGGCCGAGCUCAGGCGCCGGUUGCCCGACGACGAGAUCAUCGAGAUAUCCGCCAAGCACGGUGUCAACUUGGAGCGUCUGCUUAAGCACAUGAAGCGAGUGUACGACCAACGGCGCAAAUCUGUAGAAUCGGAAGCUGAUGCAGCUGACUUUGAUUAGGCUGAAGUACUGAAACGAUGGUAGAUCAUCUCGUCGUAUUGUCGUAUUAUUAUCGUACCUUAUAUAGGUCGUUAUCUAAAAUAUGAUUUUUGUGUUCCAUACAUUUGUGUUUUAUAUUCAAAAAUGUAUACUAAAUAAUAAUAAAAUAAUGACUAUGCCUUUAUACUCAUACUUAGAAA